AUGGAAAAAGAAGAAGAAGAAAGCAAAGAAUUGCCUGACGAAUGCUGGGAGAUGAUCUUUGAUCGUCUUAAGCAUGAAAGUGACCAAGAAUCAGUCAGUUUAGUCUGCAAGAGAUUCCUGUCAAUCACCAAUUCCUUAAAAGUUAGCAUAAAAAUCCCAGAAUGUACAACAAUCUCAACCAUCUCUAGGCUGGUGCAACGAUUCCCCAACCUUAAGCAGAUACAGUUCAGUGGCUUCCGAGAAGACCUGAAUGAAGCUGUUGUUGCAAUUGCACGGUCCGGGUUGGACUUGGAAGAGCUGUUGGAUAUGGCAUAUGACCGGUAUCAGCGAGCAGUUUGGUUAGAGGAGCUGGGUUCAAACAUGAAGAAUCUGAAAGUACUGAGGUUUGCAGGUGGAGAGGGAGAUGCUGAUCUUGUCAGAGUAGCAGACUCGUUCCCUCAGCUCGAGGAACUGCAUAUCAGGGACCGUUAUAAGAAUGAUAAUGGUAAAAUCAUUGUUGCGACUGAUAAAGGGAUGGAUUAUAUGUCAUUGAAGCUCAAGAGAUUACGCAAGAUAGUGCUUUCGGAUAGAUUAUAUGGUAUUUCAGAUAAGUCCCUUAUUUCCCUGUCAAAAAACUGUCCAUUACUAGAGCAAAUUGAGGUCACUGUUAGUGGUUCUGUGACAGCAAAAGGAAUUUCAUUCCUUGUUAACAAUAGCCAUCAUUUGAAUUCAUUAUACCUAUCUGCACAUUUUAAAAUCGAAUCAUUCGGUGUCAAAGGCUCUACUGAUUUAACCAACUUACAAUCUCUCAUGUUAACAAAUGUUGAAAUAUCAGAUGAUUUUCUCGUUUCUAUAAUAGAAGCACGAAUCCCUAUUGCUUGCUUGUUUCUAGCAGAUUGUGAAGGGUACACGUUUAGUGGGAUCUCAAGGCUCCUACAACACUUAUCUCAAUCUCUAAAAUCUUUAGCCUUGGUGAGUGUUGAAUUCCUCACAAAUGAGCAUAUAGAGUACUUGUCCUCUUUUCUCGAAAACCUGACAUCAAUUCAGCUCCGUAGUUGUUCCAAUCUGUCUGAAUCAGCUUUUGUUAUGAUUACACAAAGAUGCCUUCGUCUAUACCAUUUUGCAAUGACUAAUUCAAGCGUCGGAAGAGAAGAGUACAUUUAUGAUGGCCUAAUGAAGAAGAAUCGCGCAAUAAAGUACUUGGACCUAUCAUUACAUAAAAACUUUAGCCCUGCAGCUCUGAAAAGGCUUCUUAACAUAUGUCCCGAAGUAGAGAAGCUUGAUCUAAGUCAUUGUUUCUUACCCCGUGAUCAACUGAAUGUUCCUUUUAUCUUUGAGUGCAACUUGUACUCAGGGAUAUCGUGCAACAGGAGUCCUGCAGAAUUGGAUUUGACUGUGUCCAAUAGUGUGGAAGAUUACGAAAUAGACAUGGAGUUAGAGUUGUCAGUGUUAGAGGAGUUGAUCGUGAGUUAUUCAGGGAUUAACGAUAAAUUGCUUACAAAGAUCAGCCCUAGAUUGACUCACCUGGAUCUGGAGGGUUGCAAGAAUGUGACAGAAAAAGGGGUAAAGGAAGUGGUGAAAUCGUGUAAACGACUGAGAUACUUGAACAUAAGUUAUUGUGAUAAACUGGAUUUCAAAAUAAUAGCAUGGAUACUGACAAACAGAUCAUCCCUGAGAAAACUGGUCUCAACAACAUCAUAUGAUCACAGAUACCAAGACGACGAUAACCUGAAACUCUUCCUGCAGCAAGGCUGUCUGACAAACAGAUCAUCCCUGAGAAAACUGGUCUCAACAACAUCAUAUGAUCACAGAUACCAAGACGACGAUAACCUGAAACUCUUCCUGCAGCAAGGCUGUCUUGUCCUCAAGGGUAUAGACUACUCUAAACUCGAUGACCUGUUUAGUACCAUGUAUGUGGUAUAG
Messenger RNA from Chenopodium quinoa (quinoa), 1902 nucleotides. RefSeq names its product F-box/LRR-repeat protein 3-like. The coding region runs from base 1 to 1902 and encodes 633 amino acids. Gene Ontology annotation, cellular component: SCF ubiquitin ligase complex. Gene Ontology annotation, molecular function: protein binding. The record is from RefSeq and is a predicted model, not a curated record. The transcript has a single exon. NCBI's taxonomy places the organism in Eukaryota, Viridiplantae, Streptophyta, Magnoliopsida, Caryophyllales, Amaranthaceae. Gene Ontology annotation, biological process: SCF-dependent proteasomal ubiquitin-dependent protein catabolic process.